CGGAGAUCAGAAGUAUAAGGUGGUUUUCAUUGGUGAAGCGUCUUCAUUAGUCAAAGGGCGUGGGCGGGACUCUAGCUCUCUGCAGCGAGUCAAAGUGAAAGCAAUAAAGGGAAGCAGGAGCUGCACUUUGCCGACGAGCAUUUCUGCCGUCCUGCUUCACCACAGUCAUCACUGCCCCCUCUGAUCAGCGAAAACACACAGGGACUCCUGCAAAACGGCAGAGUUCAUCAAUGUAACUCGGGUCAGUCAUAAACUGCGCUGUUCAGCUGGAUAAGUCCAAUCUUGGCAGAAAGAAAAAAGAGAGUGGAGCGGCGGCGUAAAAUUGUGCAGCAAAAGAGAAGAAUAUGAUUCUCAAACAGCACUUGAUCUUCAUCCUCUACAGCCUCAGUGCGAACGUCUUUAAAGUGGCUGGGACAAAAAGCAAAGCGAAAGGUAGCCAGGGUCAGUUCCCCAUCACUCAGAAUGUGACGGUGGUGGAGGGGGGCACAGCCAACAUGACCUGUCGUGUGGAUCAUAAUGAUAACACUUCCCUCCAGUGGUCAAACCCUGCACAACAAACUCUGUUUUUUGGGGACAAGAAAGCUCUGAGGGAUCACAGAAUUGAGCUUGUAAGAGCCACGUCACAGGAGCUCACCAUCAGAAUCAAUGACGUCAGCCUGUCAGACGAGGGCCAGUAUACAUGCUCACUCUUCACCAUGCCUGUCAAGACAACUAAGGCCUUCCUCACUGUUUUAGGAGUGCCAAGUCGGCCAGAAAUCACAGGAUUUACCAAGCCAGCCAUGGAGGGAGACGAAAUCACCCUGACAUGCAUCACAUCAGGCAGCAAACCUGCUGCCAACAUUCGGUGGUUCCGAAAUGACAAGGAGGUCCAAGGCUCUACAGAGAUCAACGCUACAGGAAAGUCAUUUACAGUAAGGAGUAGUCUCUUGUUCCAAGUGGAUAAACGGGAUGAUGGCGUUGCUUACACCUGUAGUGUGGAACAUGUAUCUCUGUACAAACCCUACAUGACAACUGAGGUCCUGGAGGUCCACUAUGCUCCCCAACUUGAAAUUACACAUUCACUGAUAAUUCCACAAGAAGGACAAUACUUCAAACUGGAGUGUGUUUCCAUGGGCAACCCAAUACCUGAACCAGUGCUGUGGUCUAAAGAUGGAGGAGAGCUGCCAGACAUUGAGCGUAUGAUUGUGGAGGGUAGAGAGCUAACCAUCACGACACUAAACAAAACAGACAAUGGCACUUAUCGUUGUGAGGCCAGCAACCAUGUGGGGACCAGCUUUGCUGAGUAUAUUCUGUUUGUAUAUGCCAAAGAUUUUCCAGGGCCUACAACAGAUCCUAAUGCUUUAGGACAACGUGGGCCUGACCAUGCUUUAAUCGGCGGUGUUGUUGCAGUCGUGGUCUUCAUCACCUUGUGUUUGAUAAUAGUUCUUGGUAGAUAUCUGGCUAGACAUAAAGGAACAUAUCUAACACAUGAGGCCAAAGGAGCAGAGGAUGCCCCCGAUGCUGACACGGCUAUUAUCAAUGCUGAGGGAAAUCAUGUGCAUGCAGAGGAAAAGAAGGAGUACUUCAUUUAGACCUCUUGCUCCUUUCUCCUUUGUUUCAACGUUCAACAAGAGACAUGCAAUUUCGAGCUGCCUCAGUGUCACAACAUGAUCUGGGUUUACUCCUCACUUUUCUUUUCCAGAAAACUCAUGCUUGGUUUAACAUGACUUUAAAACAGCUUUCUCCUUUUGUAAUCAAUACAAACUAAAAGUUGGAUUGGAUUUUAGUUUUCUGUUGCCUAAAUGAGACGUUUUUCUGCAUUUCUUGCCUUGACUACGUGAACAAUUUUCUUUAUUUUCUAACAUAACUAAUACACUUUUUAAACACAGAAGGGACAAAAGAUGUGCUCAAUUUUAAGACAGUCAAGGUUGAGCUUUUCAAAUUGUUUUACUUUGAGAAGAGAAUAGAUGACAUGCAUCAGUUUAUCAAACAUUUACAUAAGACAUUUCCUUCUGAAUUAAGCAGUUGUCUUGGAUGUCACCCGGAUGUUAUCCUACCACAGCCAUAAUGUGUAACAUAACAUGACAGACACUUUAAUAUGACAAACUGUAGAAGCACAAUCUACACAAUUGUCCUAAAAUGAAACCAUCUCCUUCUUAACAAGGGUGUAUAAUCUUACACUUAUAUGUUUUCAGUUGUCUCGUAUCCUGUUAUUUUAUACUAUGAAAGUAAGAAAUUUAAAGCACAAAGUCUGAGGACUAAAAAAGAAGGAAAAAUACGUGAACUGUAUCUUGUCUCAGGAUUCAAAACGAGUCUAGAUGGAGAGAUGGAGUCCGACGUGAAAUAAAGAUUUUGGUCAUCGUAAUGGAUCAGGAAUAUUUGUUUUUUUGGUUGGCUAUUUAAUGUAAAAUCCAAACUGAAUGAGUGGAACUUUGGAGGUUUUAUUAUUUAUGUUGAAUUUUAUUGAACAAUAACUAUGCUUAAUGUGUGGAUAUUGCUGUACAAUACUUUGCUAACGUGAAUAUUUGUGAAAAAUAUUGUUGAAUCUUGGGAUCCCUGGCACAUUACGUUUUGUAUAUUAGCAUCUGUUGAUUUUUUUCUCCAUUUAUCUAACCAGAGUUUGUUUUGCCACAAGGCAUGUACAGUGCUGUGAAAGAGUAACUGCCCCCUGAUCGAUUUCUUCUGUUUUUGCUUUUUUCUCAUGACAAAUGUUUCAGAUCAGAGAGGUUUUAACUUUAGACAAAGAUAACCUGAAAAAUGAGUUUUUAGUUUUUAGACUCUACCCAAACCAACCUGGUCCUAUUUAAAAAAAAAGUAACACCCCGCCUACUUUCCCCUUAUUAAGUCACAACGCAAUUUUUUUGUUCAGUUUCACUUGCCAUACCCAGCUCUGAUUACAGUCAGACACAUAGAAUCAAUAAAUCACUUAAAUAAAACCUGUGUGACAGCACGAAGUAGGCUAAAACAUCUCACAAAGUCACACAUUAUGCCCCAGUUCACUGAUGAUGAUUAAGGUGAUUGACAUCUAUCAGUCUGCAGAUGGUUACAAAGCCAUUUCUAAGGCCUUCUGACUCUGGUGAACCAUAGUCAUACCUGUUAUCCAAAAAUGGAGAAAACAUUGACCACUGGUAAACCUGUACAGGAGUGGCCAGUCUACCAAAAUUACUCUAAAAGCACAUCUACAGCUAAUACAGGAAGUCACAGAAGAACAUCAAAAGUACUGCAGGCUACGCUUGUAUUUGAAAAUACAAGGUAUUUUUGUAUAAUUCAACAGUAAGAAAUGGCAUCCAUAGAAGAGUUCCAGAAAACCAGUGCUGACAAAAAUAGCACAAAGGACUAUUUCACAUUUCCCAAAAAACAUCCUGGUUAUCCCAGCAACAUUUUUGAAUUUUUUCUGUGGAUUAAGAAUAGUGGAGCUUUUUGCAAAGUGUACAUCCUGUUAUAUCUGACGUAAAACCAAUAAAACAUUUCAAACAAAGAACAUCUCACCCACAGUCAAACAUGGUGAUGCUGGUGUGGUUGUGUGGGUUUGCUUUGCUGCUUUCAGAGCAGGAAAAUUUGCUCUGAUUGAAGGAACCAUGAGAAUCCGUAUGGAAAAUAUCCAGACAUCAGUCAGUGACCUUAAGCUUAAGCUCACUCGGGUUAUGCAGCAAGACAAUGAUUUGAAGCAUGAAAGCAAGUACACCUUAUAAUGGCUCAAAAGACACCUUUUGAAGUGGUCUAGUCAAAGUCUGGAUUUAAAUCAAAUUGAGAUGCUUUGACAAGCUGUUCAUGUUUAUAAACCCUCCAGUUGCAAGCAAAAUGUUUCUCCACAGCGAUGUUAAAGACUCAUUGCCAGAUAACACAAAUGCUUGAUGAUAAUCAUUGUUGACAAAGCAACCAGUUAUUUGGUUUAGUGGGUAAAUAUUUGUCACAUACAGUUGGUCUGGGUAGCUUUCUCCUUUAAUAAAUGAAUUUAUCAUUUAAAAAGAGCAGUUUGUAUUUACUCAGCUUGUCUUUUAAACGUUUGAUGAUCUGAAACAUUUCAAUGUGUCAACAAAGCAAAAACAGACUACACAUGAAAAGGUGCAAGUACAGCACAUCAGAUAUUUUCAGUAAACGGAAGAGGAAUACAUUCCAUUCCUGUCACUUUGACUGUUUUCACACUGUCUUCAAACAGGGAUUCUGAUGAAUUGCUUAAAAUUGAAAAAAAGACUAUGUAUUUAUUAUUAUGACUUAUUCAGAUUUAUUAUAUGAUACUAUAUUAAUUAGUGUUAUUGUUGUUAACACUGAAGUAGUUGUCUGACAUUACCUUUUCCAUUUUCUAAUUGUGUGAUUUAUCUUCAAGAACAGUACAAGGAUCACCGUUAUGGCCUUUGAGUUUGCUGCAAACAGUACAUGACCUGACAUGACAUGUUGAGGCAUUGGUGAAUCAAACAUCCUCUAAUUGUAUAUAGUCAUUGUAUCAAAGAAAUUGAACCACAUUGCCAAUGCUCAUACAUGAUAUUUUAUUGGUUCCAUAUGAUGCUAUAAAUAGUCAUUUUGUACAAAGAUUGAAUUGCUGUAAUUAAUUUGCUUUUUAUGGAGGGUGUCUGAGGUUUGCUUUAUUUCUCAGUAUUGACUAUUCAUUUUUCAACUAUGCCACUGUAAAAAAAUAAAGAAAAACAAACAAAAAAGAGGGACAAAGUGCGAAUUAAAAAAAUGAACAACUUGAAAA
This is a messenger RNA of Girardinichthys multiradiatus, 4675 nucleotides long. It is a transcript of the gene cadm2b, whose product is annotated as cell adhesion molecule 2b. Bases 345 to 1571 code for a protein of 408 amino acids. The transcript has 11 exons. The record is from RefSeq and is a predicted model, not a curated record. NCBI's taxonomy places the organism in Eukaryota, Metazoa, Chordata, Actinopteri, Cyprinodontiformes, Goodeidae.